Messenger RNA from Osmia lignaria (orchard mason bee), 1270 nucleotides. RefSeq lists its product as uncharacterized. The record is from RefSeq and is a predicted model, not a curated record. NCBI's taxonomy places the organism in Eukaryota, Metazoa, Arthropoda, Insecta, Hymenoptera, Megachilidae.
GCCAGCCUCAUCUUUAUAUCUUUCAAAUGAAUCUGUAUGUUUGCGCGUUUUAAAAGUGGCAUUGGUAGCGACAUCUACCAGUGAGCGCAGAAAUGAAGCAAAUGCAAAAUUGAAUUUUUUUUUAAAUAAGCAACUUUCAUGCAUUAUUGCAGAUCGUAGAAUAUUCUGUGGUAACCAUGGGUCAGUUAAAGCGUCAAAAUCGAAAAUCAAAUAAGAAAUUCAUCCCACAGACUUGAUUACUAUAGCCAUCUAGCAGAAAGACGCUAUUAACCAACCCACGGUACAAUUAUUUAUAUUACAUUGUAACAAUAGAAUAUUUUCCAUGCGAUUGUCACGUGUGAUCUGUCACUUUCGAUUUCAAAAUCAAAACCUCAAAAAAAAAUUCAUCGUAUUAAAUCACUUACCCCCGGAUCCGGAACACCGCGCACCCAUUCCUGCACCCCGUACUGAAACUGUCCUCUCGAACCAUCCUCUUCUAAGAUGACCUGCUUCGGUGGACGCGACGAACAGAUUUACGUAGUCGAGAUGCUGAUCCACAAACUGACCCUGACAAAGAACAAGAUAAAAGACAUAGGUGAGCAUCCCGUCGGUGUGAAGAUCAAGUUCCUCGACUUUCCCGUAUUCGAGAUAACUCGCGACGACUUUUACUCGCUGAAACCUACACCCCCGGAGGAAGAUGGCACCCUGCAUUUCAUGAUAGGCAGAAGUUGCGUAUUCGUCAAACAACCCAAGGACCUGGUCAGAGAAUUACAAUCUACUAAGUUGAUGGUCGGUGUGUUUCGAGUUGGAGACACGUUCCCCACCGCCGAAACGGAAAUGACCCUGCCAGGGUGUCUAUGCGAUCAAGUGGCCAUGGCGCAGAACGACGCGGCGAAUCUACCGAAACCCUUCAUGGUGAAGGGUAGUUACAACCUGAUAGAUCCCGGUGACAAUCCAUCCGGUACAAUAGAAAUGGAAUUAAGAAUGACCUGCGUUGGUCGAUCGAUCAUGACCCAUUACGAGUUGCACCCGAAAUUCUUCGCCUUCAGGAACGACGGUAAAGAACGAGAGUUCGUAGUCAGACGUCUGGUGCCCCCUAGUAAGGACGUCUCGCAGUAUCCUGAUAGGACGACAUUGGACGAAUUGAAAGGAAUAACGAAAGGACCACAGAAAAAGGGGAAAAAGGGGAAAAAGGGGAAAAAAGAAAAAGGAAAAGGCGGAAAGGGCGGAAAGGGUAAAAAGAAAGGCAAGAGAUAGUUUUCCUCGACUGUGCAAGUUGAUCACCCUGUAC